AUGCCUGGUCUAGGGGGACGGUGGGAUGCACAGCCCCAGUCAGGGCCACAUCUCAGUGGGGCUGAGUUUGUUACUUCACUGUCAGUACCCAAGGACCCCUGCGGUUGCUCUGCCAGCGUGGGACGCAUCUGCCCAGCGCACGGGGACGACACCGUGGCCGUGCCAGAAACCGCCCAAACUGCCACCGUUCCAGCCACUGUCCUGUCCUCCACUGAGCACCUGCUCGGCCAUUCCCAGCAGAAUCCAACGUGGGCAAAACCAGCUGCAAACAGAUUUUGGCUGUGGCUCGGCCACACGUCUCCUCAUGGUGGGGUUUUUCCACACUGGGGCCAAGUUUUCCUGGGCAUCUUUCAACCCUCCUCGCCAGGGAAGACGGUCAACCUCCUGUACGCGGUGCUGCACUCCCUUCUGAGCUGCCUCAUCCCCCCAGCCAACCUGCUGGUGAUUGUGGCCACCUACCAGCUGAUGAGGAAGCAGCCAGGCACCAGCUACAUCAACAUCCUCAACCUGACCACCACUGACCUGCUGGUGGGCAUGAGGUGCAUCGCUGAGGCACUGGACAACAGCCUCGACAGGGAUUUUGACCGCAGCAAGGCCUGCCUCCUGCGCAUCGCCCCGAGCAUGACGCCUUGCAUCGGCUCCAUCCUGACCCUGCUCCUGAUCUCCCUGUACAGGUACCUGGCGGUGACGCUGCCACUUUCCUACUCCACUCUCCUGAAGAAAAUGCCCAUGGUCCUCUCCCUUGUUGUCCUCUGGAUGCUGUCCUUCCUUUUCUGGCGCUUGCCUCUGAUCUUGCCCUCCCUCCAGCGAGGCAACUACACGGGUUACUGCGGGCUCCUGUACGUGGCCAAGAGUGAGUACCUCUACGCAAUCUGCUUUGGCACCUUUGCUCCAUCGCUGCUGGUGCUGGUGUGCCUGCACGUCUCGGCAGGCAGCAUCGCCUAUGUGCAGCACACGCAGCUCCAGCACGCCUGCACCCAGACGGGGCGCCUCCGCGCCUGCCCGCAGCACUUCAAGGGACUGUGGACCGUGCUCAUCGUCCUCGUUGGCUUCAGCCUCUCCUGGGGCCCCUACCCGGUGGGGGGCACCGUGCAGGCCACCUGCAGCUCCUGCAACCUGGCCGGCCUGCUCAAGGGUGCCUUACUACUGCUGGGCGAGACCAGCUCCCUCAUCAACCCCCUCAUCUGCGCCCUGUACAGCAAAGACAUCCGGAACCACCUCACAAAGCUGCUCAGGUGCAGGAUGAAAGGUGCAGGAUGA
This is a messenger RNA of Aptenodytes forsteri (emperor penguin), 1260 nucleotides long. RefSeq names its product glucose-dependent insulinotropic receptor-like. Gene Ontology annotation, cellular component: membrane. Gene Ontology annotation, molecular function: G protein-coupled receptor activity. The coding region runs from base 1 to 1260 and encodes 419 amino acids. The record is from RefSeq and is a predicted model, not a curated record. Gene Ontology annotation, biological process: G protein-coupled receptor signaling pathway. The transcript is spliced from 2 exons. Lineage: Eukaryota; Metazoa; Chordata; Aves; Sphenisciformes; Spheniscidae.